CUCUUCGCCCCGCCCUUCCCAUUUUCAAACGGCAGCGGGAACGGCCCCCACCCAGAGAGGUGCCUGUCGCUGUUAUCUCUCGCUGUCCCGCGAGCCGGCACCCGGUCCGGGGCCCCUUCGUUCCCGCUCUGUGCAGCGCGCGGGACGGGUCAGGCCCGGCUCUCGGGUGGGGGUGGGGAGGCGCUUUCCUAGAGCCCGACACGCCCGGGUUUCGGUUGCAAAGCCAAACGGUGGGCGCGGCCGUGCUGUUCCCGCGGGCCUGGCCGAGCCCUGCGGAACGUCCCCUGGGGCUUCCAAACGCUCGCUGGGCUGCUCGGGGACACAUCUCCCGUCCUCACCCCCGGAAAAGUCUCCUGGGAGUUGAUCAGCGCGUCCUUCCCGUGUCCCCCUUGGCGCGUCCAGGCUCGCGCUGCGGAGACCCGCCGGCCAUGGAGAACGAAAAUUCCAGGAUCCCGGUCUACAGCUUCCAUCACCCCACAGCGCUCUCCCGUAGCGUCCCCCCAGACAUACAGACGCCAUUUCCAUCGAAGAAACAACGUAUCAACAAAACAGUUGAGCCAGAAUUCAGCAAAGAUCCCAAUUUCACUUUUAGCUCAAAUGUUCCAGAGGAUGGUGUCUUCAAAGCCAAAAACCAAGGUCUCUGUAGGUCUACCAAGAAAGUGGAACCUCUUUCUAAAAAGACAGCAACAACUGCACGAGGACCCCUGAGCCGAUACAGAUUGGAGACAGAGCUAAAGACGAAGAACCAGUUGUUGGAAAUAGCCAAACAGCAACUGCACUCAAAGCUGGCAGGAGCACAGGGCACUAUAAAAGACUUAAGAGAAAAGAAUGAAGUCCUGGAAGAAGAAGUUCAAAAGCUGAAGAAAUUUCAAGAUAACUGUAUGGUGAUUUUAGAAAGCAGAAAUAUUGAUCCAGUUACAGGCAAUGAAAUCUUGGAGGAAGAAGAUACGAAGGAGUGUCAGAAGCAGACAAUGUUGCUGACGGAGAAGCUUAAAGAAGAACUGAGACUAUUCAGCCAAAUGGCUGAAAAACAAGAGGAGCUUCUGACAGCAACAGCUAUGUGGAAACUGGCAGAGAAUGACCGAAACAAUUUCCUGGAGAAGCAGGCAUCCUUUCAGAGAGAAAUAGAAGAGUAUGCUGCCACUGUUGGUCAGGUGGAGCUCCUCUUGGACAUAUGAGGAGUAAGGACUAAUCUUUGUCAUGUUUGUGCCCUUAUCAGCUUCUCAUGACAUAUGUGUGACUCUGAUCCAGGAGCAUAGUUUACUGUAAACAAAGGAAUUAAAGGUUACUGAUGGGUCACAGAGUACACCAGAGCCCUUUUUAAGUGGACGGAUAAACAUAGAGAUGUAUUAGUCAUUCCACCAUAGGGGGUUCCCCUUCAUAAAAUAACUAUAACUAUAUAUAUUUUUUUUUACUCUUUUUUUGUAAAUAUGAUCUAUUUAAAAAAAAAUCCUUUCAAGCUUUGUGAAUUUAUAUGUAUUGCUUAAACAUUUUAAGCUGUAAAAUUGAUUUGUCUUGAUGGGGGAAAUAACCCUCCUGUUUAGGCUUAUUUUAAUGCCUGCCUUUUGUUACUCAACUGUAUUUUCAUAUUUCUAGUAAACAUCUUAUU
This is a messenger RNA of Trachemys scripta elegans, 1609 nucleotides long. It is a transcript of the gene KNSTRN, whose product is annotated as kinetochore localized astrin (SPAG5) binding protein. Gene Ontology annotation, cellular component: microtubule plus-end; centriolar satellite; mitotic spindle. The transcript is spliced from 8 exons. Gene Ontology annotation, biological process: regulation of attachment of spindle microtubules to kinetochore; mitotic sister chromatid segregation; spindle organization. Bases 429 to 1178 code for a protein of 249 amino acids. The record is from RefSeq and is a predicted model, not a curated record. Lineage: Eukaryota; Metazoa; Chordata; Testudines; Emydidae.